This is a messenger RNA of Osmia lignaria (orchard mason bee), 3818 nucleotides long. It is a transcript of the gene cwo, whose product is annotated as transcription factor cwo. Gene Ontology annotation, biological process: regulation of DNA-templated transcription. Gene Ontology annotation, molecular function: DNA binding; protein dimerization activity. The record is from RefSeq and is a predicted model, not a curated record. Lineage: Eukaryota; Metazoa; Arthropoda; Insecta; Hymenoptera; Megachilidae.
AAUGGACGUGCGCGCAGUAUCACCAGGGCUAUUUCUAGAUCACUUUAUCGAUUUAUAUGUAACAUUAUCAACGCAUACCUGUAGAACAAAUUGUCUUAUCAUUUCGUUUUGCAAACUUUGCAACCGCACACAUGUCGUGGCUACGUUUUCGCGAUUAAGAAGAUACACUAUAGAUUACAAAAAAUCUCAAACUACGCAACAAUCGUCUGGUUAGUAUCUAUUUUAACGACAGUGGGAUUUCGAAUCAGAAGUUCAUUGGAACGAGUUCGAUAAGCCCAGAAGCGUAACAUCGAUAAUCGUACCGAUAGAUCGUAUCUAGAUAAACGAAAAAUCCCACGAUAUCAAUUGGGCCUUGAGCUGCAUGGCUCCAGGAUCAAUGGUUCCGUGCCUGGUUUGGUUCUGGAUCGCUCCCACCAAUGGUCCGCAUGCCACACUGCGGCCCAUCACGAGAAUCGAACAGGGCCGCGCAUUAUACGCGUACUGUAGCCUGCCAACGAAACGGCACACGUUUGUAUACGCACACGCACUGUUAAAAAAAAAAUCACCGCGCGCGAUCCUCUUUAUUUUUACCAUUCGAAUUUCGAAUCGCGUGAUCGCGGUAAAAAGUGCCGGAUAAAUCGAAGAAAGAUAUGCGCCGAUUGAUCGGGAAUUUCAAUCCUGUUCCACGUAACGCUGGUAAUCAUUGGUCCAGGGCAUCCCGAGCGCCGCCAAGCAUUACCCGCGUGAAAUUUGUAAAGUGCAUGCGCAUGCAUCCGAAGGAAACUGGCGUCUAUAGGUGGCGGCUACGUUGAUGCGCAAGUGAACGCGCGGUUCGUUCAAUUCUACGGCCCUGCCGGUUAGUACAUCGUGGAAUUUCGCGGUCGAACAAGUCAACGGCCUUAUCGUCGCUCGCAUUUAUGUCCCAGGAUCGAACCGUACUUCUCUUCUUAUCGUUCGUUCACGAGGAAACGUUUCUUCACGUACGAACGUUGAUUCGUGACGAAGGAUUAACUGGUUACGUUUGUGGUAGGAGAGAUCGAUCGACUAUCGAUCGGUUCGAAGAAGAAAUAGAAAAGAAGAAAUUGGGAAGCAGGAAGGAAGAUAAAGGAGAAAAGAAGAGGGCGCCAGUACAGAUAUAUCGGUGAGUGUGACUGGACGGAAAGACGUGGGCGAUUCCCAAGUACCGGCCUCCUGGUCUGUCGUGUCGUUACGAGUGUGUCAGUGAGUUUGUGGAGGCGAACCUAACCUAGUCGUUCGGUCUGUGGCGCACUAUCGAUCAAGGAGCUCAUCACUUUAAACAGAAGUCGACUAUUUUUUUCGGAUACUGGCUGUGCAUGCGUGAUCCCGCGGUCAGUGAAUAUACUGUUUGAAUUUUUCUUCUUCCUUUUCUUCUUCUUCUUCUUCUUUUUGGUGCGUUCCGUUCAAUUUCGCGCUCAACCGCGACGAGUUGCUUCGUCGAUGUGCGUGUUUCGAACGUGGAUUUAAACAGGAAAGUUUUACGCUUCCCGUGUAAUAAGAGAAAGAGGAAGACAGAAGAAGUUGGAGCAGAGGAAGCGGUAGGAGUCACGGGAAAUCGGAAGUGAUCGCGCUGUGUAGGUACUGGAAACGAUUCUAUGCGGCAAGAUGAUGGAGACACAGAAUUAUUGGGAGGACAACUCCGCUCAUUCUAUGCAAGUGAAAUACGAAAGUUUGGAUGGUAGAUCCUGCAAGGACGAAAUAUACAGGAUGGGUAUCGGUGCAGGAUAUUGCGAAGGAAACUUAAACUUUGCCACUGCUUCAGAGGACGACGAAGUUUACACGAAGAAGAAAGUUUCUAGGCAAGAUCCGAUGUCUCACAGGAUCAUCGAGAAACGAAGAAGAGACCGUAUGAACAACUGUUUGGCCGACUUGAGUAGACUCAUACCGGCCGAGUACUUGAAGAAAGGUCGUGGAAGAGUGGAGAAGACGGAGAUCAUCGAAAUGGCCAUCCGUCACAUGAAGCAUCUUCAAGGUCUUCGCCAAGAAUCAAAACAUCCUGCUGUGACGUCAGUUCACACGCACCCUGAAGACAGCGUGGACAGUGUUUCUCAUUCGACCGUGGCGUCGACCGCCGCAGAACACUACAGGCUGGGUUUUCAGGAAUGCCUCAGCGAAACCAUGCACUUCCUUGUGGAAGUAGAAGGUUUCUUUGCCAGGGAUUCCUUGUGCGUGCAGCUGAUCAAUCAUUUGCAGCAGCACUGCGAAAAGAUUUUAGCCACCAGCGAUAGGCUAGGCUUCCCGCAUCCCGAGAUGCCGACGACGAACGGUGUAGCGAACGGCACCAGCUACACCCACACCAGCAUUCCCACGAUGUGUCAACCGAAUGGUCACUCGGACCACGGUUCGAGUUCAGGCGUCAGUUCGUUCGGUGACCCGGAACGUCCUAUGCGUCCUACGAUCAUCCCACCGCCAGCGAUCGUCAGCGACGACAGCAAUCACAGCACCCAUUCGCACAGCGCACCAUCAACGACCAGCUGCAAGCCUUCCAAUUACAAGUUCAAGAGUUCCAUCAAGCAAAGGUUCUCCGCGGAGAGGAUAAAGUCUAGCCCACCACCUGCCAUCAACUCGGAGAAGCCAUCUUCGUCGCACGGGGUACCCAUCUUUGCUCUCCACGACGGUGGCGCCUUCUACGUCCCACUAACCAUCGAAGCGUCCAUGCUGAGGCCACACCUGAACUUCAUCCCAGACACCGGACCAGACACCGUUCUUCACCCCGUCACCAUAUCAGUGAACUUCAAUCAUUCGACACAGCCGGCGUGGUCGCACCAUCCCAGUCCCACUCAUCAACAACAGACAUAAAAAAUGGCGUCUUGAAUGCGAGCCCAUCUCGCGAUCUUCCAUCCGGAAUCUACAUACGCCUGUUCAUACGUCUUGCGAAUCACUGUGGAUGCGUUAAUCACUUGCACCAUAAGUGGUGCGAUCUGUAUGGACACUUGUACGAAGAAAUCAUUCGAUCAAGUAUUUUAAGCGGUAUCUACGACUCGAAGCUAUCGUCGUCGCAGAUUCUUCAUUUUAUUUCUGAUUCUUUAGUCGGUACAGUAUGAUGGCCACUGUGUACCGUGGUCGCAGAGAACGAUGGUGUCGAGGAUGUUUCUUUUUUUUUUUUCUUUGUAUAUUUACCGAGGCUGUGGGUUGUCUUAGCAUUUACGAGGUUCGAGAGAAAGUAUGGCAGCGAUGUCAUAGAUAGAGAUAUUAGAGUAUUAGGGCGUGAUGUCCCGGGUUGCUUUAGCUUCGGUGUGUCUUUACUUUCCGUCGAUAUCGUCGCGGUUGAAUCCCUCUUUUCUUUCCUCUCACAUCCAUACACUUUUUAUCUUGUUUCGUUCUAUCUUUCAUCCUACCUUUCCAAUCCUUUCCUCAUCGGUUGGGUAAAUGUGUCGCGCGGUGACUAGGCUUAUACCGUCGAGUUUUUUUCUUUUCCGUUUUUAUUUCUUUUCUCUUUGACGGAUCGCCAAUUCGUUCAUCGAUUAGUAUUAAAUAAAGAUUAAAUCGCUGCGUCUGUAGAUUCGCGAAGUAACAGCCAGGUAACGACGUGUUGUCGCACAAAAAGGAAAAAUGUUAAAUUGGACUGGUCGCAGUUAUUGAACUACGUUUUCGAAGCGUAUACUAAGCCGACGAAAGUGCCUACACGUUUUGAUCUAUGAAUUCCAUUGAUGUGAUCGUCUUGUAUGUACGAAGAAAGUGUUUCAUUUCCUGCGAAUAAAUUCUGUGUCACGUUCGAUCGUAAAGGAGCAAACGGGCCUCAGCAAUCAAAGACUGACCAAGACCUGCAUUACACUAAAUUCUCUUGUAAGAUCAUUGCAUUAAAUAUAUAUACAUACAUA